Bolinopsis microptera is the source of this 1466-nucleotide messenger RNA. RefSeq lists its product as uncharacterized. The transcript is spliced from 5 exons. The coding region runs from base 42 to 905 and encodes 287 amino acids. NCBI's taxonomy places the organism in Eukaryota, Metazoa, Ctenophora, Tentaculata, Lobata, Bolinopsidae. The record is from RefSeq and is a predicted model, not a curated record.
AUCUACAGGACCAGUGUGAAUUGUGAAUUGUAUCUGGAGAAAUGACACCACAGCCACCCACAAGACCAACUACUGCUCCUUCAUCAAGAAAUGCAGUGGUCCCUUCCUCGAGACAAAAGUCUCUUCCUUCAUCAAGGCAAACAGUUGCUCCUUCAUCAAGACAUACAGUUGUUCCUGUAUCAAAGCAAACGUCUGCUCCUUCAUCAAGGCAAGCAAGUACUCCUUCUAGACAGACAAAUACUAUUUCAAUUAGGCAAAAAAUUGCUCCUUCAUCAAGACAAACUAUUGUAACUUCACCAAGACAGUCAUCUGCUCCUUCAUCACAACAUCACCCGAAUGCUCCUUCAUCAAGGCAGCCUGCUGUAUCUUCCAAACAACUUCACUACGAGGCAGACCGGUUAAAUAUGGCUGCAAACAGCAACAACGAUCAGGAGGGAGAGGGCUCAGGUCGGCGAAGUACUGCUGCUUUGUUGAUUGAGAGUGUUAACCGUACCGUGUUGGACAAUUCAGAGUUACCAGUCAUGCCAGUAUGUCCGGUCAUACCCGUACUAUGUCAGGCAGUACUACACAUACCAGAGAGAUUGGACAACCUGAAACUGGACAACCGCACUACCGAGCAACCUUCCGACCUCAUCUUGCGAGCCAUGAACGAGACACGAAACAUCGAGAGGCUGAGCUUAUCAGUUGGCAAUGACCACAGCGAGGACCCUGCUCUAAAAAUGGAGGUACAGAAGUCGGCAGCUGUUCUGAACAAAAGUCUUAAACAGCUCAUGACGACCACAAUUGCAGACAGUCUUAAUAUGACCAUUUUGGAAGCACACACCGCACAGACAGACAGUAGAAUCACCAUGUUGAAGAGUCUUCUUGAUGAUCACGGUAUCGAUAGUGGGUUAUUAUUUGAUUGAUAAACCAAUUAUAUAUCUAAUUAGUCGGUUGAUCAAGUAAAUAAUUUGUUACUUAAAAGUUAAAGGAAACUGUUUAUUAGAUAAAAUCCCUGAUUUUACGAUUAUUUGGUUUUGAAGCGUCAUUCAUAUGUACCUUUUUGAUUUCUUGGAUGUUUUUGUUGUUAAAAUUAUUAACAUUUAAAAAAAAGUUUAAAAGCCAUCAUAAAAUACGGUACAGCCAAUGCAAUAUUCUUUUUGUGUUUUUAAAAUUUUAUUUUGUUUUCAUAAUUAUAAGAUAUUGAUUUUAAUUUUUCUAAAAUAACUCAAGAUUGUUCUUAUUAUAAAUUGGCAUACUAGUAUUUUCAUAUAUUUCACAAAGCUUGUGUCAUGUGCAAAAUUAUCAGAGUCUAAUUCAAAAUUAAACAAAUACAUUUUAAUGGAUGCAAUUAUAAUGUUUCACGUAAUUACACGCUAUAAAGAAAAUAUAACUUAUCUGAAUCAUUAUAAAAUCUCAUACAAUUUAUUAUUUAUACUGAAUUUUACUCAAUUGUUACUAUCAGCAGUGUCGUAAACUUUUAGUCG